Molecule: messenger RNA, 13151 nt
Organism: Xyrichtys novacula (pearly razorfish)
Lineage: Eukaryota; Metazoa; Chordata; Actinopteri; Labriformes; Labridae
Source: the annotation of a GenBank genome assembly
GUGUAAGGGGCGUGUUUUGGUAUAUAAUACUUCAAACCGUCAAGUUUUGCCUGUCUCCUGCCGCCUGGUUUCUGGGACAGCAUACAUCAUCCCUUUUAGCCGCUCCAACUGGGAAACUAACUCAUCUAACAUCUUUCCAACCAAAUAACCCCCUAACGUUUUUGACUACUGCUAUAUCUGACAUGGAGACCCAGCAAAGAAACGGACACCACUCACUUUGCCACACCUGCCGGAGAACGGAAAGCAGCAGAAUGAAGGUAACCAGACGGAGAGAAAUACUUUUUUACCAUCCGGUUUUGCUGUGUGAUUGUUGUUAGACCUCUGGCGGGGUUGUUACUGGUUUUUUUUUCUUGGUUUAAGAUGUGAGAAAACCGCUUCUGGCGCAGCAGACGCGUUUACGCACAUCAUUUUUGUGCAGAAAAGGCAUCCGGACACUUCUAAACUUGCAUGCAAUGGAUAAAGUUCAGUAUGCACGAAUGACAUUGGGAGCUGCUGUAGGCUUCGUGCAUUUGUGCAAAAAAAGUGGCCUUGUACAAUAGAUGAAAAACUGCUCAGAGUUUUUUUUUUACUCUUCCUUUUCUGGAUGGGGCAUCCCGUUCGCAGAACUUGCAAACAGCUGGUCUAUUUCUCGGCAGAUAGGGGGCGGUAGGUCUGAGGGUCAGUGAGCUCAUCUCAGGGUGAGCAAGGAGAAAAUAUAUGCUGAGUCUGGCUUUUCAGAUAGUUAACUAUCGAGCAGCCGGUCUUGCAACUCUUGGAGAGUUGUGUAAGAGUGAGAAAGGCAGAGAUUCGGUCUCUUUUUUUUUUCCUCCAGAAUAAGCACUUUUCCCAGAUGCGUCGCAGUGACAGCGGCUGAUAACAGUCUAAAUAAGGUUGGGGGACAUUAUUUGUCUCACGCAAUAAGCUCGUCCUGAGUUACUAGGUCAGUACAAAGAAGAAGCGCAUAACACUGGGGAUCGUACAUGUUGUACGAGCAUGAAAAGUGAGUACGCAAAAAGUGGAUCCUCCUAUAGCCGAUCACACUGAAGGGCAACAUCUGGCUGUCAUCUGGGAUUUUUUUUUUCUGUUCUGAGGAUUUCAUUACUUUUGACAUGAGUGCUUGAGUGCAUGUGUUAACAUAUUCUGCUAUGUAUGUUUUUGUUUGCAGGUCAAGAAGAUGUCUUCGUUCAGUCGCGCGCUGCUCUUUGCACUGGCCCUGACGCUCUACGUUGUGGAAAUGUCCUCGGCGGAGACGCUGUGUGGGGGAGAGCUGGUGGAUGCGCUGCAGUUCGUUUGUGAAGACAGAGGAUUUUAUUUCAGUAAGUUUUUCAAAGCAGGACAAGUUCCCCCUGCGUGAAUGUUGUUUGGCUGUUUUAUGUCUCUCUGUUGAGUCUCACAUCUGUUUGGAUAGCUGAGACUAUCGCUCUGUCUGUGGCUGUGCGGUAUGCGUGUUUGGUAUUUGUCUUUCUCACACGCACACACAAACACGAAAGAGAGAGAGAGAGAGCGAGAGAGAGAUUAUAGCCAGCUGUGUGUCUCAAGACCUGGUCCAGGCUGCUUUGCUGAGUGUGCGCAUUCUGUCUGCAGCCCAUACCUCUCAUUGCAUAUGAAAGGCCGGCGAGCUGUGAAGGCACACACGACCCCGCGCGACACAAUGGACCGCUUGUUUACCAGUAAAGUAAUAGCACCCCAAGAGGCAUACCAGUCACCUCAGCACCAGUGUUCCCAGGCCAGGCGACCACACUGAUGACUCUGAGGGGGAAGGAAAGAGAGGAGGGGAAGGGGGGGUGUUUUUGAUGUCAGGUUAAGAGGACGGAUCAUUAACAUCAAUUCUGAUCAUUGCUUCCAUUGUGGUGAUGAUGGGAAUAGCUGUAAAGCAUUAUGGGAAUGCAUUGUGGUGGCUGUUAAUCCUCAAAUGGAUAAGCUUCUGUUUGCACAGUCUUUGCCACAAUCAUACCUUGUCUCUGCACGGGGAAAGCACUUUCUUCUUAAAUCUAGACAGGCAAUUUCUUUGUUUGCCUUAUUUUUUUUGCCACAGAAGCUUCACUCCCAUUAGAAUGAUCAUUAUCCAAUUUAAAGCAAAAUAAACGUGCUCAACCUCCUCCUCUUCUUUGCCUUCCUCAUCACCUCUCAUGUUCUCCCCCUGCAACCGAAUCUCAGCUUCUCUCUCAUGAGAUUUCCGCGACAUUAUGUGAGACAGGGGACUUCAAGCAAGGCACAGAUAGUUUUCCCUGCAUUCUUCCUUCAGGUUUUUUUUCUCUCUCCUCUUUUGUCUUUACUCUCUUCUUUGUUUUGCAUUCUUGACCCUCACACACCCUCUCCCUCUCUCCCCUUUCUCCUGUUUUCUCUGCCCUUUCUCCCUCUCUCACCCUCCUCAUCCUCUUUAUUAUCUCUGACUUGUUGACUUGACAAAGGACAAGGUCAAAGAAGAGUUUCCAUUUUAUAUAUUUGCUUUUUCAAAGGUCUGUCUGAGAGCUCAGCUGUCUGUCUCUUGGUGUCUACAGCCCGGCAUGUUUACUUGUGUAUUCACUCAUUAAAGGACUUCCAGAUAACCCUAAUCAGAUUAUCCUCUACAAACAAAAAGAUUUGUUUCAGUUGGUCAUAGAUUUCCUUUUAUCCUCUUUGCCCAGUGGGCUGCUACAUUUAUCAAAGUAAUCCUGCGAAAACAACCCAGAUUCAUUGCUAGUGCACAUGUUGUGGCCUUCCUCAUCCCUUGUUGUCUUCUUCCUCAGGUAGGCCAACCAGCAGGGGAAACAACAGGCGUCCCCAGAACCGUGGGAUUGUAGAGGAGUGUUGUUUCCGUAGCUGUGACCUCAACCUGCUGGAGCAGUACUGUGCCAAACCUGCGAAGUCUGAAAGAGACGUGUCGGCCACCUCUCUACAGGUCAUACCCGUGAUGCCCGCACUAAAGCAGGUACGUUUAUCAUCAACAACAACAACACGCCAGUAUGGGAAAUGCUGCUAAUCCGCGUCUCUAUCUGUCCUGACAUCUCCUGCACCUCCAUUCACCUCUGAGCCUUACCCACAUGUCCCCGUCACCUAGUACACAGUGAAACCCACGCAGAGACAGGUUUAUCUUGUUAAAUGGCCAUUACUAAGCAGUUACCUUCCAUGCAAAAUGCUGACCGCCGUGGAAAUCAUCGAGACGGUCACAGCAUGUUGUACUCAGGAAAAGGCAGAGUCAUACUCACACACUGAGACAGUGUCUAUGUAUGUGUGUAUGUGAGAGGGAGAGGGAGAGAAGGUCUGUGAGAUGGUGGAUACUGCAGGGCCAAACAAAACAGUGAGUUCUGAGUGUGUGAUUAUUAGUCACGGAACAGCAAGCUCUCUGAAACUGGCAUCCAUUUUGGUCCUCGCGGUCUAAAACACCUGACCCGGACAGUCAAGCUUCUUCAAAUUAUGUCACCAUCAUGCAGAGAAGCAGCCGAGCAUUUCAGGCUUUUUCACUGCAGUCACAAGACUGAGCUAUGGCAGCUGUCCAGACAUCCCUGAGACCGUCUUGGAGGCAUACAAGGAAGAUGUUUUUUUUUUAAGGUUACUGGAGUGACUUCUAUGAAAGCACUAGGGUUUAAAAGAUUACUCAGAUACUACAAAUGUCAGAAGAAAAAUAAUGCAGCUUCUAUUAAAAUGCAAGAACAAGAGGCUGCUGAGGAAUUAGUUGGGACAUGUCCCUAGCUAGUCUGUGCAGGGAGAGUUGAUGGGUACAGGCUGCUCUGAGGGCCAGCUGUUCUUAAGGCUAUUGAGCAGGCCUGCAGUGAAAGAAGGGGGGUAAACACUCCUCAAGUGGCAGGACCAAAACAAGCCAUUCACAUGGAGCACUGGCUACUCGCGCAUAAAUUCUGACCGUGUUGCUACCACUCCCACUUUGCCUCAGUCUCUGGUGCUGAGCUAACAGCUUAUGCUGUUUAAAGCAGUGUGUUUUUAAUUUAUAAUGUGUGUAUGUGUGGUUUCACUGGGGCUGUGGAGGUUAGUCAGUUCGGCGGGUCAUUGGCUCCUCAUAUGUAUAUGAGGCGGGUGGCCGCCCUUCCCUUUGACAGUAUGUUAAAGAGGCUGAACUAAGCACUUGUUGACAGCUUCUCUCAGUUGAGGAAACCAAAACAAGGGCUAGUUGGAGGCAGGGUGCGUCUGUUAUGACGCUCAGUGCUGUAAGAAUGACAUUUGAUUUCCAUUUGAGCAGCCUAACAAUAACUGAAUGUUUUCACUAAACAAACAAGGCCUUCCUCCAUUGUGACAUCAAGUACAUGCACAGCAUCUUAUCACUCCUAAUGAACUGACCCCUUCUUUUCCCUUUUUCCCUCCAUUUUCGCCUGCACGCCACAAUAGGAAGUCUCAAGAAAGCAGCAUGUGACCGUGAAGUAUUCCAAAUACGACGUGUGGCAGAGGAAGGCGGCCCAGCGGCUCCGGAGGGGCGUCCCCGCCAUCCUGAGGGCCAAAAAGUUUCGGAGGCAGGCGGAAAAGAUCAAAGCCCAGGAGCAGGCGAUCUUCCACAGGCCUCUGAUCAGCCUGCCCAGCAAACUGCCGCCCGUUUUGCUCGCUACGGACAACUAUGUCAACCACAAAUGAGCCCGCUGCCAGCCCUUUGCACAGACAAGAGUUUGGAGGGAGAAAAAAAGACUAGGGGAUUAUAGCUUUGUCUCUGACGUCAUUUCUGUGGCAGUCCUCUUUGACCUCCCCUGCCCUGUCCGAGCCCACCAAUCCCUCCCCCUGCUCUCAUCCACUACUUCUUGACCCCCUCGCCCUAUUCCAAUGCCUCCCCCGCAACUCAACCCACCAACCCUCCUCUGGCACACAAACAUGCCUUCACAUUCUUCCCGUCUGAACUCCAUCCCUCUUUCAGUCACUGACACAAAAGGCACUAACACAAAUGAUGAACAAAAAGUUAACAAUUUGGCUGAAUGCAAUUCAGGUGGAUCCUUAAGCAAAAGAGAAACGGGAAAAGGAGAAAAGAAGAUGAAAGAGACCUGGGGUUUGUUAGUGUCAAGAGGACACCCAGAGGAAUGUUUUUUGUCCUUGUGGAAGACAACUGAAAGUGAAGAGCAGCUUGCAUGAAAGAAUCCAUUCCACGUCAUCGUUCCUGAGGCAAAAACGAAAAUCUCUGUUAGUUCUUUUUCUUAUUAGUUUGCACCUCUACCUAUAAAGGGACUUCCACACUGUAAGGAAUUAUUUUGUAAAAUUAGAUUCCUGUUCCAGCACCUUUUGAUCACAAACAAAAAGCAGAAAAGAGUCUGCAAAAUUGCACAUUGCCACGGAUUACGUCAAAGUAAAGAAAAAAAUGGCACUAUUUUUUUAUGAACAAUGAACGUGUAGCUUAAAAAAAUGUCAUGGUGCUAGCUUUGGGAAUCGACUCAAAGAAGAGGUUGAAAAGCACGUUUUUUUUUCUUUGAAUGAAUAUUAAAACUUUCCGUUUUAAGGAAAGUGUGACUUUAAAAGAGAAAAAAAGGAUUUGGGGAGCUCCUGACAGUGGCAAUGUCAAGGGGGAAGUGUCACUGAGAAAAGAUACGGGCUGUGUCGGCGUCUCGGCUCACAGUGAGUGCUAGCGGCUGCUCAUCACUAGCUUGCCAGUGCAAGCGGCAAAGGGGGACCUGCAACCUGGUCCCGUGUCCCCACGGUCACUCUGAGGCUGCCACACACAGGGAACAGUGUGGGGACACAUUGGGGACACUGUGGACCGCCUGGAUUGGGACAGUACUACAGUUCUGGGACAGUACUUUCUGUUUGCCAUGGCUUUGCAGACUGCUCUGACAGGACGUUACAUGGCAUGGACAAAGAGCUAGUGGGAUAAUGAUUAUAUUUUAUUUUGUCUUUUAUUUCUGUUUCUUUUCAUAUCAAUGUCUCAAUGAAAAAGGAAAACCCUGUCAGUUUCUGGUACCGUGACAUUCCUGUUUUUCCAAGUUAGGCUUUUUUUGUUUCCAUGGUUUUUGUUCUAAUGUUAUUUUACAGUUCUAAAGAAAGGCACAAACUUACAAUUCAAAGGGAAAAAAACAGCAAUAAUGUCAACUAACAUUUUAUUUUUAUUGUAUAUCAGUAGUAUUCACAUGCUUUUGCCUGAAAACAAAUACUUGAAUAUAUAUAUACAUCUAUAUAUAUAUGUAUAUAUAUAUAUGUAUGUGUAUAUAUAUAUAUAUAUAUAUAUAUAUAUACAUACAUAUAUAUAAAUAUAGAAAUAUAAUUAGUUUCCAGGGACGUUGUGUUAUUUUCCUUUAGUCUGAGCUGUAUCUUGCGUAAUGAGCCGCCAAGCUUUUUUGUUUAUUUGUUGAAAUACAAAUAAGGGCACUGUAUAAAGGCAUUAUUUAUUUUGUUAUAAAAUAUAUUUGAGAAAUUGGUCCAAAUAAUAUACGUAGCACUGAUGCUCAACUGACGGUUUUACUUUGUUUGAUCUCUGUUUUCCAAUUGGAGUUGUAAGGCUUUUUUGUAGAUGCUUUGUACCAAAAAUAAUGUCUUCUAUUUUCUUCCUUUAUUGUCUGCCAUAGUUACUUUCAAUUAAUAUUUUAACAGCAGCAUAGCCUGGAUUGCUUUGGCAUGUUAUGUCACAGAAAUAGGCACAUACUCUAAGUACAUUGGUCUGCAUGGAGGUCCAGAAGCCUGUCAGGGUGAUCUGUGAACAAGGAAAGCAUCAAUGAGUGAAAAAUAUCUGUUUAACAUUGAUUGUACUCAAACCCACUAUGUUUUAAAGCCACUUUAGUAUUGGAGGCAGGCAGGGGGAUUGAUCAGUUCCUCAUUAAAUCAUGUCUUUGUAAUUGUGCAUGGUGUCAUAUGAUCUUCUAAGGAGCAUCCUGCCCAUGUGCCAGUGCCACUCAUGUUGUUGUCGGUUUGGCUCACACAGCCAUUAAUGUCUGGUCAGUUUUUUAGAUUUAGGGUUGAGCUUACAUGUGUCUUACACGAGUUAUUAUGUUGAUGCCUUAAUUGGAGGUUAGGAUGUUGCUGUGAUGCCAUCAAAGGUCACCCAGAGGUCUUUGUGUUUCAAAGAGAAAGUGUAUCAUCGUACUACCUUACUGUCUCUCUCUCACUCUGUCUCCGUCUCUCUCUCUCUCUCUGUGUCUCUCUCUCUCUGUUUAUCUGAUCUGUCCCUGACCUAAAGCAUCAACUCCAUGUUUCUGUAUUUGCAUGGCGAGAGAAAGGAAUCAGGGUUUAUUCGCCCGCCAUUUACAUCUCAACAAUCUUCCAAUUAUCCAUCCAUUAUGAUGCAUUUGAUGAAGGGCUAUCACGCUGAACCAUUUCUGGAGCACUCAGGAACUAAGAGAAAAAAAAAAAAAAGACAAAAACAAUCUAUGCUCUGCUAUGGAGAUGUGGACUAUGUGCUGAGUGUAAGUGAUAAUCUUGUUGUGGAAGGGUAAGCAUACCUGGCCACAAUGAUACAGCUCUCUGUGACAAACCACUGAAGCCCAUGUCAGAAACAAGGUCAUUUAGUGCCACAUCAUGCUUCCUCCUUAUGUCAUGUAUCGCCCAUGAAAUGGAGACUCAAUGGAUACUUGUUCUGCUGCGGUGAAUAUGAUACUUUUAUCCUCUUUCUGUCAGAAAGAUCUCAAUUAUCACGGCUGCGUCCUGUCUCUGAUUAUAUUCUACUUCAUUUGUGCAACAAAGCAGGCAGUGCAAUUACUAUUAUAAUUAUAUUAUUAUUAUUAUUAUUAUGAUUAAUAUUAUUGUUAUUAUAUUAUUUUCUAUUUUAUUCUAUAUUUUCCUGCUAGGACUGCAUUCAUUCACUAUUGUAAUGUUCAAACAGGCGACUCUAGUGUUCCUAUGAAUGGCGUGAAAGACAACCACUUCUUUUUGCUGAAUAUGAAGAGAUACCUUGCCGAGCAAUGGCAACUUUUUCUGUGUCAGUAGCUCACUCAGCCUGUGUGUAUUUUAUUGAUUUAACCUCUGCACGCUAGAACGUCCGAAAUGCACAAUUCAUGUACUUUCAUUUUUAAUAUCAAUAAAAAAACAUUUUAUCAAACAGAAGUCUAAAAGCUUUUUACUGCUUUUUGUUCAGCCUGUGUUUGAUGUGUGUUAACACUUUCUGCUGCGGGUUUAGAGCCAUUUUUGAGAUUUUUUUCCCAUAUCAAUUAAACCCUAUGUGCUCUGUAAAUGAUUUAUUACAUCUUAAAGCCUUGCAAAGAGGCUUCAGUUGCUUUUAGCACCCUUGCUUCUCCUCCUUUCACCCACUCUCGCCCUCAUCUCUGCCUGAGUCCUGUCUGUCUGUCUGUAUAUCUGCCUCCUGCUCUUUGAUACGGACAAGUAGAAAUCAGCAUGCCACACUAAACCUGACCUGUUCUCCUUCCCUCUGAUGCACCCAUCCGUUGCUCCAUCUCCCCAUCUUGAUUCGCUAGCUACUGGAGUUACUGGAGCAAGCUUCACUUCAGCGGCUAACUUUAGUAACUAACAUGUCUCAAAUUAUCCCGUGCAUAUUCCAAAAAUGACUCGACCUUUCUUUGUUGACAUGCGUGCACACACCCACGCAUGGGAAUGUUGUUACCGGGCAGAUUUACAGUUCAGUAUCUUUGUUCAAAGAAUAAAGCCGUUUUGGGCUCUGGGGGUUUUCUCAGUGCAGCAGAGUUUACUGUAGCUCUCUGUUGUGUUUUUAGGUUGGCAUCAAAGAGACUGAACUUUACAACCAGAAGAGGCAAAAAUCUCCUUUUUCAUCUUGUGCACGUUUUUUUUUUCUUUUUUUCUUUUUUGAAUUGUAGCGACAGCAGUCUGCUAUCUUUGUAAAUGAGCUGGUGUUCUGUAUUUAUAACCAUAAAUCAUUUUAACUGAAUCACCUUUGUCUGUCUUAUUAAACCUAAUUGACCUCAAGCAAAAAGAGGGAAAAACAUCCUGACAGGAGGAUCCAUUAUCAAUUUCUUACUUCCUAAAGUUGUUUACAGACGGCACAAGUUGACACACAUCUGGGCUAAAACGUAGUAUGUGAACAAACACGCCAAUUGGCACCUCUUGGGCCUCUUUGAUCGGCACCGUCACUCUAUAACCUUUUUCUGAUAAAUGCAUUAUUAGCUGAAUGUUUUUCACCCCUAACUGCUAAUGCUUCACUCUCCCUGAGUAUUUUGAACGUGUUUGCAGGUGUGUGUGUGUGUGUGUGUGUGUGUGUGUGUGUGUGUGUGUGUUCUCCAGCAGCUGCUUUGGGACUGUGCCGCUUCCCUGCAGGUGUUUAUACAUAGACUAAUUCUCUUGAGUUUGGUAAUGAGAUCAGGGACUCUCUGUCCCUCAGGGCUCAUCACGUCACCGCUGUGCCUGACAGAACUUCGGCUGGCACGACAUAAGUCAACCAAAACAAGCCAAACUGGGCCCCUUAGCGCCACAUCAUCACUUGUUUUCCUGACUGGUGAGUGAGUGUGAUAGAUGUGUUGACAAGAUCUUGUCAAGAUGAUCAAAGCUGAUACUGUGUGGGUGUCCUUAACAGAGCUGAACAAAGUGGAAGUUCAAGUGUUUAUAGGUGCGUAUGCAGUAAAAGCAUCUGAUACAAGUUUUAAUUGAUAUUUUGAAUAUCAGCAAAAAAAUCAUUUGUAUGUUAUCCAUAACAAGUGAAGGUACAAUGCCACCUUAUAUGAACAUGUAGGAGACAAAUUAACUGUGAACCCGAACCCACGCAUCUAUCCCCAUCAGAGAGGCCUCCUGAACUGUGGAGCCCGGUGUAGAUGUGGGUGGCACAACUCUCCCAGGCCUGACAUUGGAAACUGCCAAAGAGCACACUAGAGUUAGUUGUGGUUGGCCGGAUGCACGGGAUGCAUGUAAGGCCAGGCCAACUAUUGAGGCACAGGGUUUGGCAAGCCCAGACCAUCACAGCCCAGCGUGGCCACACAGGCCAAUUAAGACGGUCCUUCUCCUCUCCUUUCUUCUCCUCCCCCUUCUCUUGUGUGUCUCUCUCAUCUCUCCCUCUCUCUUUAUCACUCACUUUCUCCCUUGUACUCCCUCUCUCUUUCUCCUGAUCCUCACAAAGCGUGCUCACACAUUCCUCUUCUCCCACUUUGCCUCCCUAAUUGCUGUGGACUGAAAAGAGGGAUGGAGAGAGGGGAGUGAGAUUGAGAGAAAGAGACCGAGAGAGGGAGAAUCAGAGGGAAAGGGGGUCACACCAGAGAACUUCUACGGCCAGGACAAACUGUACUGUCCCCUGGGAGUAGUCAAAACUCUUGUGUUUGGUGCGUUUGCCCCCUAGCACUCUCUUUCUUUCAUUAAUUAUACCAAAACAUAACGAUUUGGCUAAUUUCUGCUAAAGUGCGUCAUUUCAUAAAGGAAAAUAUGUCUCAAUCUACGUCGCUUUAGAGCUCUGAGGUAGUUACAGCAGAGCCAGAGCAUAAAGAGCGGAUUGUGUUUCUUCAGCGCCCCACAAAACUAUCUAAUUGUUGAUUCCUAAUCAACCAGGAACUGUGAGGAGGCUUUCCUAAUUAUGUAACCCUAGGUUCUGAUACAUUAACAAUAAAGUGAAGUUUUGAUGGGUUUUGAAAGUAAGUUCAAAAUUGUAUGAGAAGAAGAGACAACAAUUAGGGGACUCUUCUAUAUAAAAGGACAACAGAAAGUAGCGACCACUCUUUCAGAACUCACAUUUUCAGGUCGGUUGAGGUGAAAGAUGCUGCAGCAGUAUGGAUGGGGUGCUUGUGUGCAGAGUGCAGGGGGAAAACCAAGUGUGCAUAAACAGGGAAUCCAAGGUUUAAAAAAUGGUUGAACACAGAGUGAAAUCGGACCCAAAUAAACAAGCUCAAACUCUAAGGAUUUUUCUAGGUUAUGCCGUCAAUGUGUCAGAAAACAUAUUUUUGUCCUACAAGUUUGGUAGAUUGUGUGAUUUGAGGUUCAAAUGAGGACAGAAAUGAUCAUUGAGAGGAUAGUUCAUUGAAACUGGUUUCAACUGAUGUGUUUUAAACAUUCACAGACAUCAUUGAUUUUCAGGUCAUGUCUCAUGUUCUUUUGCAAUUUGAAUGAAUAUAUCACAGUACAUCAUGGUCACCUUUUAUAAACAGUGUGUAGGAGCAAGCAAGGUUUCAAUCCUGCAGCCUUCUUGCUGCAAUGGUUUCCUCCGAUUUCUUCUCAUCAUGGCACCAACAGGUAUUACUCAUCUACUUCACCUGUCAUCAUCACACAACCCAUGUCUGUCAAGUAACAUGUCAAAAUUACAUCUUUGCAUGGACUGGAUGUAAACUAUGAGUCUUUAUUUUACCCUGAAAUAAAUCACUUAUGAAUAUCAUGAAACAAAAUGUGUUGUCUGAUGUUUUAUUCACCUGUAUUGUUGUUAGUGCAGAAGUAGUUGAAAUCAGGGCUACACAAAGAUACAAUUUCAAUGCAUUAAACAUAUCAUACUACAAUGUAUGCACUCUAUUGUCUGUGUAAUGUUUACAAGAACACUCUCAGAUGUUUUAAAGAGAGCAACUUUAAGCAAAAGGAAACUUGUUGCCCUGAUGGGCACUGAGAAAGCUGAUAUCUGACAGACAACAGAAUUUGUAGGACCUUUUCAUUAUCAUUCUAUUAUAUAUUUCGAUACUUAUUUCAUUUAUUGUUUAAAUCAAACUAUUCAAUAUAUAGUUUAACAAAAACAUUUCCAAUUAAGUUUGAAAGGGAGCAGAAAGGAGAAUAAUCUUACAUAAUCUGCCCCUUUACUCCAAGAAAUGAAAUUACAAAGAACUUGAAAAACAACAAGAAAAUAAACAGCAAAAUAAUAAUAAUUAACCUAUACAAUAAAAUAGUUAUCAGCCAACACUGACAGUCACAUCUCAUUUUAAUUCGACAGUCAAAUGUCAUUAACAUGUUUCAGUAUAUUUCCUUGACAUACUAGCUAUCCUUGAUUACUAUAAGUGGUUUCAGUGCUCAAAGUUGCAUGUUUGAAUCCCACUCCUCCAUUCCAAUUACCUUGACGCACUGUAAUACAGACCUUUAAAGUCCCACUCUGAUCGUAUUUUUUUUUAUUAUCUAAAGUGUUAUCAGUGGCCAUUAAAUUGUGAUUAUGACGUUUUUAGCCAAUAUCACGUUAACUAAGUCAUUUUCAAGGGCUUUUCUUCUGCAGAGCUACAGUAGAUCAUUAGCAAUUCAUCUCUGAGUCGUGGUCAGAGACAGCAAUGCUCUGUGUCCAUCUCUUCAUGUUAGCUUGUAGCCUAACAUUGCCGUUGCAGCAGAAGUAGCAGGUAACAUAGCAGCCAUUCAGCUCUUGGCCACUGAUGUCUUUGUGGACAUAAUGAAAGCCAAUUUCAUAAUUAGCUUUCUUACAAGCGUUGCGUUUCACUAAUGCACAUGUUUGCUCCGCGAUCGUCCUCUCUGCUUCUGAAGUCUGGCCUGCAGAGCGGGGCUCAGGGGGCGGAGCUUGAAGUUGUGACGUAGAAAAUCCCACUGUGUCUAAACCUGCUGUUUGGGUAGGUUAACAGCGAUUUGAAUGCAGAAAUACUCAGAAAUGCAGUUUUGGACUUAUUUUUCUCAUAUGUCCUCAAGCAUCAGAAAAAUGCCAAAUGAACAUGUAGACAACAAGGAAGACAUGAUUUUCACCAGAGUGGGUCAUUAAGUAAUAUGUAUGACAUGAGACUGUGUGAUAAAUUUUGUAUUUAUUAAUAAUCUAUUUCUUUUUUGUGGUUCAUUGGUGAAAUAACAUUACAAUUGGAAUAAAGGAGGUGACAUCAGGGACAUAAAGGACAAACAACAAAAGAUUGCACUACCAAAGACAGAAACAAUCAAUUACAACCAAUUACAAAACAAACAAAAAGAAAACUGCAAGCAAAAAAAUGUUCUGAUGUUUGAAAUCUAUGGUAUUAAAUAAUUUAAAAGCUUUUCUGUCCCUUUUCCCCCAUAUGCUCAAAUUCUGAAACAAAAUACAGUUUAAAAAAAGUGAAACGAGAUUAGGUAUUUAUUUAUUUAUUCAUUCACGUAAUAAUCAUUGUCUAAUUGUCAUCAUUUACAUUGAUAUUUACACUGAAUAUAACCACAGCAAAUGCAAAUAGUGAAAAACAGACUAUAGACGGCUGGGGCGUCACACAUGAAGUACAUGGACUGCCAGGAAAAAAGUCAUAUUUCACCUCUUGCUUUCACAGAUGAGAAAUUUCCAGGAGUGCAAGUAACAACAACAACAACAACAACAACAAUAAUAAUAAUAAUAAUAAUAAUGCAUCAGAUUUGAUAUAGGCCUUUAUCAGUGAUCCCCAAAGCACUUGACAUCAUUCAUUCGCUCACAAAGGGAAACAUGGUGGCCAAUCUGUGCCUACAGCCUCACUGACCACCACCAAACG